This is a messenger RNA of Hemisphaericaspora subhashii, 2211 nucleotides long. RefSeq lists its product as uncharacterized. The coding region runs from base 1 to 2211 and encodes 736 amino acids. The record is from RefSeq and is a predicted model, not a curated record. The transcript has a single exon. Gene Ontology annotation, molecular function: monoacylglycerol lipase activity. Lineage: Eukaryota; Fungi; Ascomycota; Pichiomycetes; Serinales; Debaryomycetaceae.
AUGCUGUAUGGACUACCAAUUGCGCUUACACCUUCUGUAUGGUAUCGAGAUAGGGAUAGUUUAAAGUUAGGUGAAGUAAAUCGAUAUAAAAUUACUUACACUCGUCAAGAUCCGAAUAUCACCAAAAUUUAUUUGGUGUUGAAAAAUAUGGAAAGUCCUGCUAUUAGACCUAUGCAUCUCCUAAAUGGUCCCUUUAUUCUUUACACCCAUGUUGUGCCAUGUAAUUAUGAUAGAAGGAAACCCUUCAUUCCUGAAGAUCCGGAAAAUAAUGAAGUUUUAUUUGAUAAUCAAUUACAACCAAAUCAAAAAUUUAAAGCUACUUUAUGUCUAAAUGAAAAUUCACAAUUAUCAGAAGCUGGUUCUUCUGGUGAACAGAAAUUUCAAUGGGAAGUAGAUGUUGUAUCUCAAAUUGCAAUUAGUCGGAAGUCAAAGAUUUCUUAUGAUUUAAUGAUAGGUGAGGAUUUGACCAGUAUCAAGAAAUUGGGAUUAGGAAAACUCCGUGGUACUUUGAGCCGCAUGAGUUCUUUUAAUUCUGCCAACUCGACCAUAUCAAGCCGUUGUGUAGAGGAUAGCGGGAAAGUGACACAACAGGAAGAUAUGAAACAUGUAAUUUAUAAUCCACAAUUAGAUGUCACAAAGUUAACUACUGAAGAAAUGUGGGACAAUAAACCAAAAGACCCUCAGAAGCCAGUCCAUUUAGUGUUGAUCACCCAUGGGCUUUUUUCCAAUGUUACAGCCGACAUGUUAUAUAUUAAAGAAACUUUAGAAUCAUCAGUGAAAGAAAACAUUCUCGUUCGAGGAUAUAGAUGGAAUGCUGGUUUUACUGAACGUGGGAUCCGAAAAUUAGGUAAGAAUGUAGCAUUAUAUGUGAUAUCACUAAUCGAAAGUGGGCCAUAUACCAUUGACAGAAUAUCAUUUAUUGCUCAUUCAUUAGGUGGUCUAGUACAAUUCUAUGCUAUAAAAUACAUUGCACUUCAUAAAGGAGUUGACUAUUUUGAAAAAUACGGGAUCCAAUUGGAAAAUCUAAUCGCAAUGGCAAGUCCAUUAUUGGGAAUAUUGAAUGAGAUUAGUUUUGUGAUAUCAUGGGUCUUGGAUAUAGGGACAUUAGGAAGAACUGGACGUGAAUUAACUUUAUCUAAAAGAAUACCGACAUUUGGUGAUGUGAGUGUAGGAGGUCAAAAGAAAUCAUUUAAACCACUUUUGGAAACCUUACCAGAUGACCCAUUGCAGACAAUUUUGAGUAAAUUUAAGCAUUUGACGGUCUAUGCCAAUGCAAUUAAUGAUGGAAUAGUACCUUUGAGAACGUCAGCGUUGUUAUAUUUGGAUUAUCAGGCAUUAGGUGAAGUGUCACAAUUGAAAAGAAAAGAAGCUAUACCAGAGCAUCCUGAACUUGAAGAUCCACAUCAUCCAGUAGAAUUAAAUGAAUCCACUGAAAGUGUAUCCGAAGUGCAACAAGAUGAAGAUCUCGAUACUCAAUUUACAAGUGCCAAGGCAGUUGCUGAUCCUGCUGUACCUAGUAAAACCGGCAAAAAUCCGCCACCAGGUCGCAUGAAGGACAUUUACAAAGAAUUAUCAAAAUUCUAUUCCCUGCCAAAGGAUGAUAGUCGAAAACCUUCAAGAAGACAAAAGAGAUAUGCAAAGUUUACACUAAAGGGAUCCGAUUAUAAUCUAUUUGAAGAUGUCCUACCUGAAGAUGCUGUGUCAGAUUCUUUAUCCGAUCCCCUUGCAUCUUCUUCGAUGUCAUCCAAUUCCACAGACUUUAGUGAAAUCACAGUUCCACCUCGUGCAUCUGCAAUAGCGUCAGCCAUUAGUGUUUUAAUCUGUCCAGUCCCAUCACAGGAAUACAUAUUCAACCCAGAUCUGAGAAAGAAUGUCAUAUUCCAUGACAAGUAUUAUCAUUUCAGUAAUAGCCCGGAAGAAGAUCCACGAGCUUCCAGUAAGAAAAUAUAUAAUAAACUUUUAAACUAUCUUGGAGAUCGUAAACUUCAAAAACAAGUAAAGAUUGCAAAUAAGUUACAUUCUAAUAAAUUAACUUGGAGAAAAGUUUUGGUUAAUCUUCCUCCGGAUGCACAUACUAAUAUUAUAGUUAGACGUAGGUUUCCAAAUGGAUAUGGAUGGGGUGUCAUUGAUCAUUUAUGUGAAAAUUUCUUUGAUUGUAACGGUGAUGAAGGGGAUGGUGGCUAUGACAAGAAUUUAAGGGCCAAGAUAUAA